Molecule: messenger RNA, 2955 nt
Organism: Medicago truncatula (barrel medic)
Lineage: Eukaryota; Viridiplantae; Streptophyta; Magnoliopsida; Fabales; Fabaceae
Product: V-type proton ATPase subunit a3
Exons: 18
Coding region: 171-2639 (822 amino acids)
Biological process (GO): proton transmembrane transport; vacuolar acidification
Cellular component (GO): vacuolar proton-transporting V-type ATPase, V0 domain; vacuolar proton-transporting V-type ATPase complex
Molecular function (GO): ATPase binding; proton-transporting ATPase activity, rotational mechanism
Source: RefSeq, a predicted model, not a curated record
UCAACAAAAAAAAUCUGAUCAACAGCGAAAAGAAAAUAAUAUAGAGAGAGAAAGAGGAAGAAGACGAAGGAAGAACGUGCCUGUCUCUGAGGCCUAUAGUUGAUUUAAACUGAGAUCGAUAUUGGCCUCCUCGUUCCUUCGUCUUAUCUGAAUCAUCAAUCAUCAUCAUCAUGGGAGAGGUUGCGCGUGGAGGUGGUUGUUGUCCUCCGAUGGAUCUAUUCCGUUCCGAACCUAUGCAACUCAUUCAGCUCAUCAUUCCCAUGGAAUCCGCUCACUGCACCGUUUCAUAUCUCGGUGACCUUGGCCUCCUUCAGUUCAAAGAUCUUAAUUCAGAGAAGAGCCCUUUUCAACGUACUUAUGCAGCUCAGAUUAAAAGAUGUGGAGAGAUGGCUCGUAAAUUGCGUUUUUUCAAGGAGCAAAUGUUUAAGGCAGGUGUUUCACCAAAAGGUUCCACAACACAGUCUGACGUGAACAUCGAUGACAUUGAGAUAAAACUUACAGAAAUCGAGUCAGAGUUAACUGAGAUGAAUGCAAAUGGUGAAAAGUUGCAACGCACAUACAAUGAACUUGUUGAGUAUAAGCUUGUUCUGCAGAAGGCUGGUGACUUUUUCCACUCAGCUCAAAGCCGUGCCAUUGAGCAGCAAAGAGAAUAUGAAUCACGCCAACUGAGUGGGGAAUCUAUGGAAGCACCUUUAUUACAGGACCAAGAAUUAUCAGGUGAUUCAUCAAAGCCAGUUAAGUUGGGGUUUUUAGCAGGUCUUGUUCCCAGGGAAAAGUCCAUGGCAUUUGAGAGAAUCUUAUUUCGUGCUACUAGAGGCAAUGUAUUUUUGAGGCAGACUGCUGUUGAGGAUCCGGUCACAGACCCUGUUUCUGGAGAAAAGACUGAGAAAAAUGUUUUUGUCGUCUUUUAUGCCGGUGAAAAAGUGAAAGCCAAGAUUCUGAAAAUAUGUGACGCCUUUGGUGCUAAUCGAUACCCGUUUGCUGAGGAACUUGGAAAACAAGCUCAAAUGAUUUCGGAGGUUUCUGGAAAGCUUGCAGAAUUGAAGACCACCAUAGACGCUGGACUUUCGCACCGAGUUAACUUGCUGGAAAAUAUUGGGACUCAAUUCGAGCAAUGGAAUCUUUUGGUGAGGAAGGAAAAAUCCAUUCACCAUACCCUUAACAUGCUAAGCCUGGAUGUAACGAAAAAAUGUCUUGUGGCUGAGGGGUGGAGUCCUGUUUUUGCAACACACCAGGUCCAGGAUGCAUUAAAGCGGGCUGCAAAGGACUCUAACUCUCAGGUCAGUGCCAUUUUGCAAGUUUUGCAUACCAGGGAGUCACCACCUACCUACUUUCGCACAAACAAAUUUACAUCUUCGUAUCAAGGAAUUAUAGACUCAUAUGGGGUUGCUAAGUAUCAAGAGGCAAAUCCUACUGUGUUCACUGUAGUUACCUUUCCAUUUCUUUUCGCCGUUAUGUUUGGUGAUUGGGGGCAUGGAAUAUGUUUACUGCUGGCAGCUCUAUAUUUCAUAAUCAGGGAGAAGAAACUUUCUAGCCAGAAGCUUGAUGACAUCACGGCAAUGACUUUUGGAGGUCGUUAUGUUAUUUUCUUGAUGUCACUCUUCUCAAUCUACACUGGCCUGAUCUAUAAUGAGUUCUUUUCUGUCCCAUUCGAACUCUUCGGUCCCUCUGCAUAUGUGUGUCGCGACGAUUCUUGCAGGGAUUCUACAACAAUAGGGCUGAUUAAAGCGGGUCCUACUUACCCUUUUGGAGUGGAUCCUGUAUGGCAUGGUACACGUAGUGAAUUACCAUUCCUGAACUCAUUGAAAAUGAAAAUGUCAAUUCUUCUUGGUGUUGCUCAAAUGAACCUUGGAAUUAUAAUGAGCUAUUGCAAUGCCAAGUUCUUCAAAAACAACGUUAAUGUAUGGUUCCAAUUUAUCCCCCAAGUGAUAUUUCUCAAUAGUCUAUUCGGGUACCUAUCCCUUCUUAUUAUUGUGAAGUGGUGCACGGGUUCUCAAGCCGAUUUGUACCAUGUAAUGAUCUACAUGUUUCUGAGCCCAACCGAUGAUUUGGGCGAGAACCAACUCUUUGCUGGUCAGAAAAAUGUUCAGCUUGUGCUUUUGCUUCUGGCUGGUGUUGCUGUGCCCUGGAUGCUGUUGCCAAAACCCUUUAUUUUGAAGAAGCAACAUGAAGCUAGGCACGGGGAUGAAUCCUACGCACCACUUCCAAACACAGAGGAGAGCUUGCAAGUGGAGUCAAAUCAUGAUUCCCAUGGUCAUGGGGAAUUUGAGUUCAGUGAAAUUUUUGUACAUCAACUUAUACACACUAUAGAAUUUGUACUUGGAGCAGUAUCUAAUACAGCUUCUUACCUUCGUCUGUGGGCCCUUAGUCUUGCUCAUUCAGAGUUAUCAAGUGUAUUCUACGAGAAGGUUCUGCUUAUGGCAUGGGGGUACAAUAAUGUGGUUAUCCUGAUAGUGGGUCUCAUUGUUUUCAUUUUCGCUACUGUUGGAGUGUUACUUGUCAUGGAAACUCUGAGUGCCUUCUUGCAUGCAUUGCGUCUUCACUGGGUGGAGUACCAAAACAAAUUUUACGAGGGCGAUGGCUACUUGUUUCUCCCUUUCUCGUUCUCAUUGCUGGACGAAGAGGAUGAGAUGCUUUGAAAACAGAUAAAUAAGUGUGGAGUUAUAUAGCUUCGAACUUGUAUUGAUUCUUUCAUUUGCUGUAACUAGUCUGUGACUACCUGAUUUGUAUCCGCGGUAUUGUAUAUGGUGGAAUCCUUGGAGCUUUUUCUUCCAACAUCAUGCCGUACCUUGUCUAUUUAUCCGUUUAGGGAAUAAAUAUAUCCCAGUUAGGGAAAUGACUUUCUAUCGACUACUAGGCAGGUGUUGUGUUUAAAAAAAGGUUACAAGGCAAUAUUGGCCAACUGUAAUAAUUAUUACUCACAAAAUAAAGUGAUAUUUUUAUUUAUUUUAUUUA